AUGGACAAGAUCAGAUCUUUAGAUGUUCUUAGUAUCAUCGCAAUAACUUUGUUGUUGGUCACUGCAGAACAAGCAAACGGGACUUCUGUUGAUGCUGACUGUAUUGGACCGUGCACUAACCAGUGCGACAUGUAUUGCAAGUCGAUGGGUUAUACACACGGGGAGUGUGGAUCUUUUAGAGGCAAGUCAGGUUGUUGUUGCAAACCACCAAUACAUCCAAUCUUUGAACACUCUGCUCUAUUGAACAACUAA
Molecule: messenger RNA, 252 nt
Organism: Eutrema salsugineum
Lineage: Eukaryota; Viridiplantae; Streptophyta; Magnoliopsida; Brassicales; Brassicaceae
Product: defensin-like protein 75
Exons: 2
Coding region: 1-252 (83 amino acids)
Source: RefSeq, a predicted model, not a curated record